AUGGCGGCUCGAAGCGUCGAAUCGUCCUAACUUUAUCGCACAAUAAUAAACAUAACAAUAUACACAGCUGUUAUCACAUAACAUGGGGAGAAACUUACCUGAGAGGCCUGAGACGCUCUAGUUGGGGAACAUUACUUUGACCACUAACGUUACGGCUAAAAGGAGUUAAAACGCAGAGACAUGAUGGAGGAUCCUAACACACGGUACAGCAAACGCCUGCGCACAGGUACACGGCGCCGCUACCAGGACGAUGGAAUCUCAGAUGAUGAAAUCGAAGGGAAACGAACAUUCGACCUGGAUGAAAAGUUGCAGUGCAUCAGGUUUAACUCUGAUUUGAUCAAACACAUGGAGGGUAAAGAUUUCACAUUUGAAUACAUCCAGAGAGAAGGGCUCAGAGACCCCAUUAUCUUUGAGACAGGGGAUGGCCUUGGCAUACAAAUGCCAGACCCUGAUUUCAGUGUGAGUGAUGUCAAGUUGUUUGUUGGGAGUCGACGCAUUGUAGACGUGAUGGAUGUGAACACCCAGAAGGGAAUUGAGAUGUCAAUGGCUCAGUGGCGACGCUACUAUGAGACGCCGCCAUCAGAAAGAGAAAAACUCUACAAUGUCAUCAGCCUGGAGUUCAGCCACACCAGGCUGGAGAAUCUGGUCAAACGACCGGCGUCGGUGGACCUUAUUGACUGGGUGGACAACAUGUGGCCUCGACAUCUCAAGGAGAGACAGAGAGACUCCACUAAUGCUAUCAUUGACAUGCACUAUCCCAAAGUACAGAAGUACUGUCUCAUGAGUGUGCAAGGCUGCUUCACAGAUUUCCACAUCGACUUUGGAGGCACUUCAGUCUGGUAUCACAUCCUGCGAGGAGGAAAGGUGUUCUGGCUGAUUCCACCCACACCACAGAACCUGGAGAUGUAUGAGAACUGGGUCUUAUCAGGAAAACAGGGAGACAUCUUCUUGGGGGACAAGUGUCAUGACUGCCAGAGGAUAGAGCUCAAGCAAGGCAACACCUUCAUCAUCCCAUCAGGGUGGAUCCACGCCGUGUACACCCCAGAGGACACGUUGGUGUUUGGGGGGAAUUUUCUCCACAGCUUUAACAUCCCCAUGCAGCUCAAUAUCUACAGCAUUGAGGAUCGCACACGGGUGCCACCAAAGUUCCGCUACCCGUUCUACUAUGAGAUGUGUUGGUAUGUCCUGGAGAGAUACCUUUACUGUCUGACCAACACCUCCCACCUCACUCCUGAGUUCCAAAAAUACUCCCUAGGCAUAGGACUGACCCAGGCUGACCUUGAAACGAUUGAUCACAGCGGGAAUGGCACCUCCAAUGGAGUUGACAGUGACAAUGAAAACCAGAUGAUUGAGUUCAAGGAAGAAGUCAAAGAAGAAGAGGUAGCUGAAGUUACCACCCCUCAGCAUGUGCUGACUACCUUUGAGCUGGAGGGAUUGUGUAACCUCUUAGGGAAGCUGGAGGAGUUGCCACCUCACAAAAAGUGUGUCCCUGCAGGCAUCAGGGAUGCCACAGCCCUGCUCGACGACAUGAGGGCUCUUCUGAAGGAGCAUGCCAAUGAUGACCCCAAGCUGUCCUACACUGGAGAGCCCAUUGUCAGGUGGCCUGAGAGGCCAACAUGGUACCAGCCCCCAACUCCUCCUCCCCCUGUCCUUUACCGUCCUCGCUUGGGCCCCACCCUCCACAAGCCUCUCGGUCAGAGGUCCACCAAACGCUCCUCCAUCUCUGCCCUGAGGCGCAGACGGGUGAGAUGCAAGCGCUGUGCUGCUUGCUGCAGGAAGGAGUGUGGCACCUGCCACUACUGCCACGACAUGAGGAAGUUUGGAGGGCCUGGACGCAUGAAGAAGGGCUGUAUCAUGAGACAGUGUCUAGCACCUGCCCUGCCAAACACAGCGCGAUGUGCCAUAUGUGGAGAAGGGGAGUCAGAUGAAUCAAAUCCGAGCACUCACUCACUCAUGGAGUGCUCCGUCUGCUCGCAGAUUGCCCAUCGUCAUUGCAUUAAGGAACCUGGUGAGGGGAAGAUCAAUAAGGACUUGCCCAGCUGCUGGGAAUGUCCCAAAUGUUACCAAGGCAAAGACUCAGCAUCAGAGUCUUCCAGCGAUGAGGAAAGUGAGGAGUCAGAAGGCUCGACCUCCUUGCCACCGUCCAAACUUGCAUACCGAGAAGGCAUUGGCGUAGGUGAGGGGGUGAAACGAGGGAGACGUAGCAGACCCCCAUCCCUUCCCACAGCACCGCCACCUUCUCAGAAACUGCUACUGCAGCAUCAACAGAACCGCAAAAGAGCAAGUGCACUGGAACUCAGACUUAAGAAGAGGAUAAAACUGGAGCGCAGCAAAAUCCUAACGAAACAGUCGUCUCUAGAUCGUUCUUCAAGGCUGCUGGGCUCCAGAUUGCUGUCCCGGCUGCGCUCUCCAACCAGCAGACUAUCUCAGGGCAGAGGCCGGGGCUCCACCUGGGUGAGUGGCUCCCCUUACCUCAGCUCUCCAGGAGGGACAGGGUCCUUCCAGCAGCAGCAGUCUUUUGGUCUGGAACUUGAGUCCAAGGGAGAGCCCCGCAGAGGGAGGGGAAGAGGGGUGAGGUUGCGGGGAGGAGGAGCAGGAAGAGGAAUCAGAAGUGGUAGAAGCCAUGGAGAGUUGGAGGAGGAGAGCGAGGACAGCAGCAGCAGCAGCACCAACAGCAGCAGCAGCGACGAGGAAGAAGAGAGGGGGCAGAUCAGUGGGAGGGGAUUGGAUAAAGAGAACCAGCCACAGUCAAGGCAUGGAGGACGAGCAGCCAAAGAAAGAGAAGAGGACGGGGGAGAGAUGGCCAACCAAAAUGGUGCUGAGGAGGAUGACGAGGAGGAGAUGGAGCAGGACAGUCAAACGGGGGGCAAAGACGGCUCAUAUCUUAAAGUGACACUCCAAAAGCCAACCAGGGCCAGGCAGGACCCAUCAGCAAUUGUCCCCAAAUUGGAGGCUGUUGCCCCUCAAACUGCCACUUCCACAAUACACAACCAGGCCAGAGCCCUCGUCAGACCCCCCAUUAGAAAUCGUGGCCCCUGUCCUGAUCAGCACUCCAAUAGGCACACACCACCACACACUCGCAGUGGACACACAGACACUCGUACCUCCCACCCAGAGAGGGCGGAGGCCUCUAACAGAACAAAGCAGAGCAGGCCAGCUAAACUGAGCAAUGGUGCCUCCUGUUCUUCAUCUACUGAGCUUCCUCAUCUCCGCAUCCCUCUGUCCGCCCUGCAGGAAGGAGGGAGCGAGGCAGACAGGGAGAACGGUGGGAGCGGGCCGGGCUGUGAGAGGGAGGUGUGGGUGUCUGUCUUCCGCUACUUAAGUCGAGCAGAUCUCUGCGUCUGCAUGGCUGUUUGCAAGAACUGGUACAAAUGGUGCUUAGACAAGCGGCUUUGGGCACGGAUUGACCUGAGCAUCAAACGCACCGUAACUCCUCAGGCCCUGACAGGCAUCAUAAAGAGACAGCCGGUCACGCUUGAUCUCUCUUGGACCAACAUCUCUAAAAAGCAGCUGAACUGGCUGGUUGGCCGCCUGCCUGGGCUGAAGGAUCUGAUGCUGGCAGGUUGUUCCUGGUCAUCUAUUUCAGCACUCUGCUCCCCUGGCUGCCCUCUCCUCCGUUCUCUGGACCUGCGGUAUGCAGACGGAGUAAAAGACCCUCAGAUCAGGGAUCUAGUCACCCCUCCAGGCUGUGACAAUCGCAGUCAGUUGCGGACCAUGCAGUGUUUGCGACUGGCAGGCCUGGACAUCAGUGACUCCACUCUGCGCCUGGUGAUCCGCCACAUGCCCCAUUUAACAAAACUGGACCUCUCCCACUGCAACAGCCUCACCGACAACUCCAUCAACCUGCUGACUGCAGUGGGCUCGUCCACCCGAAACACGCUCACAGAGCUCAACCUCGGAGGCUGCAGUAAACUGACAGACACAUGUCUGAAGUAUCUCCGCCGCCUCUCUUGCAUCUCACUGCUCGACUUGCGAGGCUGUAAAGGUGUCUCCCGCAAGGCGUGUGAGGCCUUCAUCUCCGAGCUGUCGGUCAACACGCUCUACUGCCUAUCAGAUGAAAAACUGAUCCAGAGGAUAUCCUAAGCACCCUCCUCUUCUGACUGCAGAGGUGAUUCGAGGUUCAAAGGCAAGAGAGCUGAUCCUGAUGUGAAUCUGUGUAACACAAAGGACACAGACAGGCAGGGAAGUUCACAUGCAACACGUAAAAGGAGGGGUGGGGUCUAAACUUGGAGUGCUUACUCACUUAACCGGUGUUGGUGAAAGGGGUUGUCAGAGCUGGAGCAAUGUUUCUUGCAGCGUUAUAUAAAUUGUUUUUCCAGUGUACCUACAAAGAGACUCAGGAGUUUUUUUUCUGUUGUUCUUUUGGGAAAUAAUCUUGUAUGGAAAAAGCAAAAAGUCUCUUUUUUUCAUGGCCAGGAGUGGGAGAACAUGGGCAAUUAAUUAGCUGUAUCCUACGCAGCCUGUGGACAACCAAGUGCUCAGCUCUUCUUAGGAGAUACUCCAGUCUUGACUCCUAUCCUGCCUUGAGAGAGAGAGAGAAGCAAAGACUUUUGAGUUUCAUCCUCGUGGUAGAACUGCAUUGUUCUGUUUGGCUGAUAAAGUCUUAUUUAUCAUCAUUUGAUUUCAGCUACCUUUGGUUGCUCCAAAAAGAUAUUUUUGUCAGGUUCAAGAGAGCAGAAGUAAAGUUGUUUGAUGACUUAUGCUUUAUGCACAACAUCUAUGCUUUGAGAUUUUUUUUUUCCUUUAAGACAACUAAAGGUGACGGGUCUUUCACUUCAUGACUUAUAAAGUGGGUGACAGGAAGGGCCUGUGUUUACCAUAUGGUAUGUUCAGCUUAUUAAGGCACUUGGGUGCAACAGUAGUGCAGUGGCAUACUUGAUGAGCAUACAUGGACAUCGAGUGGCAGGUAUAUAAGGGUAAAAAGACAGCGUGAGAAGGCAAUCGACAUAGCAACAAGACCUCACCCCAAAAGAGGGCAGGUUGCAUACGUGCAAGGGAUAAGCCAAGGAUUGGGUGUCAGUAAAUGGUGCAUCUUCAAACAACUGUUAGACUUCAGGUGCUAUUAUUUCCAAACUCCUCUUGCUUUGUUUUUGUACAGAGACAACAUUUAGAGCAAAAGUGUUAAUAUUCUAGAUGAAACUGCUCCCCACCCCUCUUUGAUACACCUUUUUCUUUUCAUGGAUGAAAAAAAAAUUCUACUUUUCACCAAAUUUCAUGACCUUGUCCAAAUCAAUGUAGAGAUGUAUGAUUUUGUUUGGGUGGGGUAUUGCGAAUUUCUUUGUUCCCUUCAAGUGUAGUGGUUCUGUAUCAAAGGUCUCCUCCCAGACUGCUCUCCUGUCCAUAUCCCUUCAAAUGAAUAUAAGUAUAUAAAUAUAUACUUUUGUGUAAAUGUGUUUUCCUCUUUUCGAGUAUCAAAACGGGAAUCCUGUAGCAUUGUAAUUAUUUUCAGAAGCCUUUUUCACUUUAUGUUAUUUGUGUUAUUUUUCAAGAAAAAUAAAAAAAACCAUAAACAAUG
This is a messenger RNA of Chelmon rostratus (copperband butterflyfish), 5515 nucleotides long. RefSeq names its product lysine (K)-specific demethylase 2Ab (gene kdm2ab). The transcript is spliced from 23 exons. Lineage: Eukaryota; Metazoa; Chordata; Actinopteri; Chaetodontiformes; Chaetodontidae. Gene Ontology annotation, biological process: regulation of transcription by RNA polymerase II; protein demethylation. The record is from RefSeq and is a predicted model, not a curated record. Gene Ontology annotation, molecular function: zinc ion binding; transcription coregulator activity; DNA binding. The coding region runs from base 181 to 4083 and encodes 1300 amino acids.